AUGGGAGUACAUCUGUUCUGGCCUUACAAUUGGUACGGGGGUCCACAGCAGAAGCGGCAGUACUGGCCUAUAGAGCGGCUGGUCCUCCCCGACUACUCGUACGUCACCAAGGAAGCUGACAACUGCGCAAUCGCCGAGCCCUACUGGCUCAGCUCCUCCGGUAUCUUCUACUACUUCGACAAGAAAGUCCCGCUCUUCGUGGACCAAAACAACAGGGACAAAAAUGCUGCAUGCUUCAAAGCACAAAUAAAAUCUCCUUACUCGAGCAAAAGGGACAAAAACGACUUAAUAUACGCCAUCGGUAUAUUCGAAGACCCGAGGAAAGCUCACGAGUAUGCCAUUGAGAAUUAUUUAGGAAAGCCAACAGAAAUACCCGAUGAGACUAUGAUCAAAUAUCCCAUCUGGUCGACAUGGGCGAAAUACAAACGGAAUAUCGACCAUGAAGUGGUGUUGCAGUAUGCAGAUGACAUUAAAAAGUAUGAUUUUCCCAAUAGCCAAUUGGAGAUCGAUGAUCUGUGGGAGACAUGCUACGGUUCACAAGAGGUCGACCGCGAAAGGUUCCCGAAUAUGAAAGAUACUGUAGCAAAAUUGAAUGAGAAAGGGUUCAGAGUGACGCUUUGGACACAUCCGUUUAUUAACAAGGGCUUCGAGACGAGCUGGUGGAAUGAUAACAAAACGACUACAGCAUACAUCGAUUUCACGAAACCCGAAGCGCGUAACUGGUACAUCGACCGACUGAAGAAGCUCAAGAAUGAGACAGGAAUAGACAGUUUCGUGUUUGACGCUGGAGAGACCAGCUGGUCUCCACAGAUUCCAGAACUACAAGGCAACAUAAGAGACCAGCCUGGCGUGAUUACCGCUGAUUACGUGAGAGCGGCAGCACAGCUCGGUCCAUCGGUGGAAGUCCGAACUGGAUACAGCCUAGACAAUAGAAAGUUAAACGUCGAUAACAUAUUUAACUCCAAAAUGUAAAAUGAAUUAAAGGAAAACAUAUUUAUAAAUUAUUACGCGACAUCACACGAUGCUCCGUAAUGUUCGCUCGCGUUUGGUUUUUUCAAUCCACAGCUCAUAAAUAACAAGUAAAAUUUACAUUUUUUUUUAAUAUUACAUCGUUAUUGUUUACAUUUGAAAUUGACAAUCGCGACGAGCAGGACCCAAAACCUGCCCGUGUUCGUGCGGAUGGUGGACAAGGACUCGUACUGGACGUUCGAGAACGGCCUCCCCACGGUGGUGACGACGCUCCUGCAGAUGAACAUGAACGGCUACUCGCUGGUGCGGCCCGACGCCGCGGGCGGCCGCGGCCCCCGGCGCCCCGACAAGGAGCUGUUCCUGCGCUGGCUGCAGGCCACCGCCUUCAUGCCCGUCAUGCACUUCUCCCACGCGCCGUGGGACUUCGACAACGAGGUUCGCUUUACAUUAUAG
Messenger RNA from Diatraea saccharalis (sugarcane borer), 1422 nucleotides. NCBI's taxonomy places the organism in Eukaryota, Metazoa, Arthropoda, Insecta, Lepidoptera, Crambidae. The record is from the annotation of a GenBank genome assembly.